AUGCUGGUGGCCAUGGACAUGGGCCAGGGGCCAGGCCCCAGUGCAACCAGCAACAAGGACAGGGACCUGCAGGUGCUGUCACGGGAACUCCGCCAGCUUCAGACCAAACACGAGAAGCUGAAGCCAGAGGUGGAGAAACACAGGCUUUUUGAAGACUAGCUGAUUAAGGUCCUUGAGAAGGUCCCUAAGGGCACCUGUCAGCUGUGGGGCCCCAGCUGGAAUGUCAGGGCCACAGCAGAAGGCCCACCUGCCUCAUCAGCAUCAGAGCCAGCGGAGACCCUCGUGGAGACCAUGGUGGAGCACUAUGGGAAACUCUUCACCAUCAACCAGGACACUCAGAAGCAUCUGGAGGCCUUUGCCAAGAUGGACCCGGUUGCCCGCCAGAGCCUAGAGUCUCUAGAGGACAGUCAUAAGGCUGAUCCCGGCCACAGCUCUCUGAAGCCUGGCCCUUUGCCUUUGGCCCAUAGAAGCCUCCAGAUCCAGCUGUGUCAGCGACAAAAGAGGUGUCACUCACUUAAGCAGGAAGAGUGGUGGGGGUUGGACCAGCGGGUCACCUACCAGAAAGACAGGGACAGCUGUAAUAAACAGCUGCUCAACUACAUGAUCACGGCCAUCAACAGCUUGGGCCAGCAGUGCUCCUGCUUUGCCCACAGCGCGCACAAGAGCAUGGACGUCUUCUCCAAGCUCGACCUGAUUCAGGAAUUUUUGUUGAACAAAAUGGAGACAGUGAAAUUUGUAUCACUGCUCAGGGGACAGUGUCAAGAACCAGGGUCUCAGAAGAUACCCCAGGUCUUCAAGAAAUGCCCAAGGGAUCAAGGUUCGGUCCCCAAAACCUCCUUUCCCAGCACCCAGACUUCAGCGCAUUGCACCCCAUACUGACCAGGCCGGCCCUGCCAGCAUUUUGAGGGUCUCCUUAGCCCCUCCCCUCCUUUUCUCACCACAGCGCCCCAGAGCGGUUGGGAGCUAGCCUGGGGUAAGGGUGCUGUUC
Suricata suricatta (meerkat) is the source of this 988-nucleotide messenger RNA. It is a transcript of the gene CCDC197, whose product is annotated as coiled-coil domain containing 197. Lineage: Eukaryota; Metazoa; Chordata; Mammalia; Carnivora; Herpestidae. The record is from RefSeq and is a predicted model, not a curated record.